Astrephomene gubernaculifera is the source of this 4169-nucleotide messenger RNA. NCBI's taxonomy places the organism in Eukaryota, Viridiplantae, Chlorophyta, Chlorophyceae, Chlamydomonadales, Astrephomenaceae. The record is from the annotation of a GenBank genome assembly.
CUGACAGCUCCCAGGCAGGCCUUGGAGAGGCUCACUAGUUGAUUGGGUACCCUUAGCAGCCUACAGGGGCAAGACACCCUUACGUUCCUCACCCGGAUUGUCGAAAUAAUAUUCGAGUUAGACUUGACCAUCUACUUGGAAAAGUAGCAUUUUUAAAGGGGUGACUCCCUGGUUAGCGUGAAGGCUGCCAAAAUGUCGACGAGCGCGGAGCUCCUGACGUUGCAAAGCAACAUUAAGAAAGACCCAGACGGCUAUAAGGAUGAGUUCAUGUUACAGUAUCGCCACUACCAGGCGCUCAUGGACAUCUUCAAGCUGCGGCCCAGCAAGGAGAGCAAGGAGUUCGGGGACUUAGUCAUGUUCAUGGCGCAGGUGUCCCGCGCCUACCCCAAGACCAUGUCUGGCCUGCCCGCCGAGCUCACCUCGCUGCUGGACUCGCACGCGGCGGUGCUGGAGGGGUCGCUGCGGCGGCAGCUGGUGGGGGCGCUCAUCCUGCUGCGCAACCGGGGGCAGGUGGAGGCCAUGGGGGUGCUGCCGCUGUUCUUCAGGCUGUUCAGGUGCCAGGAUAAGGCCCUGCGCCAACAGCUGUUCCGCCACAUCGUGGCCGACCUCAAGGCAGCCAACCGCAAAACACGCAACGAACGACUCAACCGCUCCGUACAGAACUUCAUGUACAGUGUGGUGAGCGACGAGAACGAGGCGGCCGCCAAGCGGGGUCUGGCGGUGCUGACGGAGAUGUGGAGGCGUCACGUGUGGCGGGAUGCGAGGACGGUGAAUGUGAUUGCCUCCGCCGCCUUCCACAAGUCGCCCCGGGUGCUGCUGGCGGUGAUGAAGUUCUUCCUGGGUCAGGACCGGGGCGGCGGGGGGGAGGGCGAGGAGGACAACGAGGGCGGCAGCGACGAGGAGGGGGCGGGCGGGGAGGGAAAGAAGCCCAGCGGACCCAGCAAGGAGGACGUGUAUGCGGCGUACCACAAGGGCACCCGCAGCAGCAAGAAGAAGAAGCAGGCCAAGCUGAAGCGCGUGCUGCACACCGUCAAGAAGGCGGCGCGCAAGAGCAGCGGAGAGGGCAGCGGGGCCGAGUCGUUCGCGGCCAUUCACCUGCUGCACGACCCGCAGUCCUUUGCGGAGCGGCUGUUCAGCCGGCUGGCAGGCGGCGGGGAGCGGUUCGAGACGCGGCUGGCGGUGAUGGCGGUGCUGUCGCGGGUGAUUGGCAUGCACAAGCUGCUUGUCCUCAACUUCUACCCCUACCUCCAGAAGUACAUAGCGCCCCACCAGCGCGACGUGACGGCGGUGCUGGCGGCGCUGGUGCAGGGCUGCCACGAGCUGGUGCCGCCGGAGACGCUGGCGCCCGUGCUGCGGCAGCUGGUGGACCAGUUCGUGCAUGACAAGGCCCGGCCCGAGGUGAUGACUGUGGGUCUGAAGGCGGUUCGCGAGCUGGUGCUGCGCUGCCCGCUGGUGAUGUCGCCCGAGCUGCUGGGCGACCUGGCGCAGUACAAGAAGUGGCGGGAGAAGCAGGUGGCGGCGGCGGCACGGGCGCUGAUCGGCGCGUUCCGGGACAUCAACCCGGAGAUGCUGGCCAAGAAGGAUCGCGGCAAGGGGGCGGACCUGGCCCUCAAGCCCCGCGAGUACGGCGACCAGGGAGUGGCCACCCGUGUGGAUGGAGCGGAGCUGCUGGAGCGGGCCAUAGCGGAGGGGCGGGUGGGGGGCAGCGAGGAGGGGGACGAGGAGGACGACUACGCGGACCUGCUGGGCGGGAACAGCAGCGAGGAGGAGGAGGAGGGAGAGGACUCGGACCUGGAGUCGCUGUCAGGCGACGAGGGCGAGGAGGGCAGCGGCAGUGGCGAGUGGGAGGAGGUGUCGGAAGACGACGAGGAGGUGGCAGCGGCGCUAGCGCAGGCGGGGGAGAAGGCGGGCGGGGCAGGCAAGGGGAAAGGCAAGAAGGGCAAGGCGGGGAAGAAGGCUGCGGAGGAGGAGGAGGUGUCGGGAAGUGGGUCAGGCUCGGAGGGUGAGGAGGAGGAGGAGGAGGAGGAGGAGGGUGAAGGGGAGUCGGAUGACGGGUGGGAGUCGCUGGGCUCAUCUGACAUGGGCGAGGACGAUGAGGAUGAGGAGGAGGAGGAGGGCAGUGAAGACGAGGAGGACGAGGAGGAGGGCGGGAGCCAGAGCAGCAAGAAGCGGAAAGCGGCGCUGCAAAAGCAGAAGGCGGAGGAGCGACGUCAGCAGCAGCAGCAGCACAACCCGGACUCCCUGUCCUCGCUCAAACGGCGGCUAGCGGAGGCGCAGGAGGCACGCAAGCGGCGGCGGGCUAGCGACGGCUCGGCUGCUGCUGCUGGGGAGGAGGAGGGGGCGGAUGGCAAGGAGGAGGGCGAGGGCGAGGAGGCUUCAGCGCCCCCCGGGGUGCCUAUCGAGGCGGACCGCAUCCUGACGCAGGAGGACUUCAUGCGCAUCCGCAAGCUCAAGCAGCGGGCGCUGGUGGAGGCGGCGCUGGCCAAGCACGGCCUGGCCUCCUCCUCCGCCAAGCGCCCCUCCCAGGCCAAGCGCGCCCGGCUGCUGGAGGCUGCGGAGGAGGAGGCGGCGGAGGCGCUGGCGCUGCGGGAGCGGCUGGCGGCGAUUGGGGAGGCGAGGGUGGCGCCGGAGGACCUCGUGGGUCGGCACAAGGCGCGCAAGGACAAGGCGGCUCGUCUGGCCAGUGUGCUGGAGGGCCGCGAGGGGCGCGAGAAGUUCGGUGCGCGCAGCGGUCUCAAGAAGAAGAAGACGGCGGGUCUCAGCGAGCGGGAGAAGCAGCGCAAGAAGGUGAUGCCCAUGGCGGCGCGCGUGGCGCAGAUCCGGAGACGCAAUGCGGCGGCACGCGGGCGGGGCCGCGGCAAGAACUUCAAGGGGCAUGUGCGGAGUUAAGGAGGGGUGGCUGUGGAGACUGUGACACCUUGUUUUGUGACUGGAUGUUAACUAUCAUGAUGUCGAUGCUGUGCGGAUAUGUUUGGGGUAUAGAUAAACUGAGCCGCGGAAACACUGACCCUGACCGUAGUUUACCGGCGUUUUGGGGUAGCAGCGCGGUAUGUUGGUUGGGGGAUGCUGGGAACGUGUGCAACGGUGAUGGUGGGGUUUGCCGUUUAGAAAGGCUGGGGUUGGGGGCAGCCUGGGCAACCGGACUUGAGGUCAUACAGCUGGUAGCGCUUGAUGGACAAACUCUUGACAGAUAUCUUACCGCGAGGUAUAAACUAUUAGACUUGGAUUGGUUGCCAAGCCGGCAGGCGAGGACUUAAAACGGCAGACAUGCAUCUAUCCGAUAUGUCUAUUUCGUGAAUGUACGGUCAUGCACGGCAAAGUGGGCGCAACCUGUUAAGCGUUGUGGCAAUCCAUCUAUAACGCGUUUGUAAAUAACAUGUCCGUUCAAGAAUGCAUGCUUAUCGCGACGUGUGCGCUGUAGGCAAGAGACGCGCUAACAGUCGUAAUCGUUUGCGCCGUUGCCUCUGUGUGCAUAUGUCUCAUAGCUUGGUUGAUUAGCUUAGGUGACUACACCUAUACACAAAUAACUUAUUCAACGCAACAGAGCUUUGCUUCUUUGCUUUGCGCAACCUAUUUUGACGCAUUUAUUAGGAUUGCAAGCUAUCAACGCAGCGGUAUCUUGCAAUUAAAAUCCUUUUAGUCAUGACCGAUGAAGCGCACGCCCCCUGCAUGUUGCGUCUGGGCAACAUCAAUCUCACAGUUAUUGGAGUCCUUUGCGUAUUCGGCUUCCUAUACUACGUUUCCGUUUUCUGCGUGAUUGUGCCAUGGCUCAGCUACUCGGUUCCCGGCAUCACAAACAUGGGGGUACUAACUAUAACGGCUGGGCUGUCACUAUACUGUUACAUAUUUUGCGUGGUCCUCGACGCGGGAAGACCGCCACCAGACUAUCAACCCGACCAGGAGGCUUCCAGCAUACAGCAGGUUAAGCGCAAGGGCGGCGCACCUCGUUUCUGCCAGAAGUGUCAGCACUUCAAGCCGCCACGCAGCCACCACUGCCGCAAGUGCCAGCGAUGCGUGCUGCGAAUGGACCACCACUGCCCCUGGACCAACAACUGCAUCGGUCACGCCAACUACCGAGCCUUCUUCCUCUUCCUCAUAUACGUCAACGCCGCGCUGGUGCACGUGUGCGGGCUGCUGGGCUCCCACGCGCUGCACAUCCUGCACACCAG